Molecule: messenger RNA, 1645 nt
Organism: Brassica rapa (field mustard)
Lineage: Eukaryota; Viridiplantae; Streptophyta; Magnoliopsida; Brassicales; Brassicaceae
Biological process (GO): photosystem I assembly; response to photooxidative stress
Cellular component (GO): chloroplast thylakoid membrane
Source: RefSeq, a predicted model, not a curated record
GGUUGUCUAUUUCAAAUCAGUUCUCAUUCAUUUUCAGACCAACUUAAGAAAAAUUAAAAAAUGGCGACAGAUGUUCUCAGCUUCAGGGACGAUAGUAGUCAGGAGGAUUGGCAUGACUUUGAGGUUCUAGGCCGUGGGGACGAGCCAAAGAUUCUGAUCAAGAAGACAAGUAUGCACUCCGACUCCGAGAGACGAAUCUCUGUUGAUCCUAAAUCUCUAUUGUCAAGGAACGGGAGCUUGGACAUGAUAUCCUCAAGGCCUAAAGACAUCGACGACGUGGCAUUGUCUCAGCCGUUGGACUAUCAAGAUAAGACUAAGUUCAUGAGUUGCAGCCUCCCAAACUCAGUAGCCAUGUCACCUAGACAUAGCACUAGUCAUAACUGGAAGGACAGGACCACGGAACAAGUUCUUGACCUAAUGCUCGUCCAAGAUGCAGCCGCUGCGUUUCGAAGAAGCAAAUCUUGCGGUGAAGGAUGUGCUUGCCAGCCACCGCUCGAUGUCGACAUGAUGGUGCACAAAUCAAGAAAUGGACAUCAUCAUCACCAUGACUUCUCUUCAUCCAACGCCAAGACUCUCUCUCAGAAGAGUAGCGGAAACAACUCUUUCUUCUCAAAAACAGAUUCUAACAAAAGCAAUAUCAAUACCGCUAACGCGAAAAGCAUCAACACGUUGGAAGACAGGUUCAAAUGCAGCGCUUUGUGUCUCUACCUACCAGGUUUUAGCAAAGGUAAACCCAUCAGAUCAUCUCGUAAAGGUGACUCCUCGUACACUAGAACCACCACAAUGACUUCUACUCAAUCAAUGGCAAGAACCGUUUCCAUUAGAGACACUACGGUGCUGUCCGCUCGAGCCUCACUAGAGCGGUUCGAGUGCGGUUCAUGGACGUCUUCGGCUAUGAUUUACGAGGACAGUGCUGAUCUCGGUGGACAUUUUUUUGACUUGCCUUCUGAACUAAUUAAAGGUGGUCCAGGCGGCAAUGAUCAAGAUGAUCCUGUUUCUGCGGCUUUCUUGUUCGACAAGGGACCUAAUUUAGAGAAAGAGAUCAAAGGGGUUUUGAAGACUUCUGGUUCGAAAUCAAGAAGAUCUAUGGAGUCGCCACGACACGUUAGGUUCUCGACCUCGUCGCCGGUUUCUUAUCCGACGUCUCCGACACAUGCAAUCACGCCACGGUUGCUACAAGCCACCGGGGGUUUUAGUGGUUUCAUGGAAGCUCAAACCGUAUGAAUAAUAAAUGGAGAAUUUUUAACAAUUUAUUUAUUUAUGUUAAUAAACCACUGAAGUUAAUCAAAUUAUUAACAUUUCGAGUUAAUUUUAUACGUUUUGUAUUGUAAAGAAACGAAUAAACCCGGAAAAGUGAAAAGAUUUGUUAGUAUUUUAUUUAUGAUCAAAGAUUGCCUGGGCUUCCAAACACCAAAAAUAUCUAUACUACUAGGUAUUUUGCCCGCGAUGCGGGCUUAAACAUUUUCAUAAUUUUUAAAAGUUCUUUGUACACUAUAUUCAUUAUACUAAAAUAAAUCUUAAAAUAAAUUAAUAUUAAAUUUUUAAUUAUGUAAUUAAAAAUUAUUUGAUUAAUAUGUAAUUAUGUAAUUUAUGUUUUUAACUUUUUACUAAAAUACUUUUUCAGAUAACAAUACAAUAUAUAUAU